Molecule: messenger RNA, 1689 nt
Organism: Daldinia loculata
Lineage: Eukaryota; Fungi; Ascomycota; Sordariomycetes; Xylariales; Hypoxylaceae
Exons: 1
Coding region: 1-1689 (562 amino acids)
Source: RefSeq, a predicted model, not a curated record
AUGGCCACAGUUGUAACAGCAAAUGAAUCCCCAGGUGACUUAGAAGGGGGUCAGGCCAGGCUUAAAAGCACUCGCAGAGUCAGCUGUGUGCGAGAUAUCACUUACAAAGUUAUACCAUGCUGCAUUGUGAGCCUUAUCUUGGUCUCUGCCGGUGGCGUCCUCAUCGCAACUCUUGCCUAUAACAAGCCCGUACCUCAGAAGCCAGUAAUUGUGAUAUCUAUCAUGCUUGCAAUAUUCUUCUUCAUCUUCGGUAUAGGGGGAUGUUAUCUCUAUCGCAUGAAGCACUACCCUCCUCUGACAGAAGGUCCUGAUGCUCCAGACCGCCCACCGGUAAAAACUUGGAAAGAUAAAAUUAAAAGGUGCUGUGAAUUAAUAAUAGAAAAACUCAGUGACGACAAAGCCGCCAAUGAUCCACCGGCAAACGCUCUUCCUCCUCCUCCUCCUCCUCCUCCUCCUCCUCCUCCUUGCCCUCCCCCACCAGAGACGUUGAACGACCCGGCUGAACUGUCCGGGUUUAAUGAUCAAGAAUCACCGCGGCAGGAGGGCAUAGAGCAACCAUGUAACGCACAGCCAUCCAAUGCAGCUGAAAGCCAGAAUCCUGUUAAUCGCCGCCAGAGAAACUACGACGGAUCAACGCAACCAACCAAUCGGAUAUCUCGCCGUCCAGUGCCUAAUUCUCAUUACAAUUCAAUGCAAGCAAGUCAUACAAUACCUAGGAGGCCGGGAAGCAACCCUACUUAUAGUCCUGAUUCCCAAGCAGAUGGCUUCCCUAUGGAUGGGCCAUCUUAUUGUCACGGCUAUCCUUAUACUCCGUCCCCGGGACGUCCGGGACCGAGACCGAAAGGGCCAAGGCCGAAACCACCACAGCCGGGUAUACCUAGAUUUCUAUGGCCAGGUCAGCAGGCCGCACCACAUGUAGGCCCUCAGAUAUAUUUCACAUAUAUCUCGGACAGCAUCAACAGACAAGCAUUUGCAGAGAUAUUUCCUAAACCUGUUCAAGGCAGACUUUACAUAUUUGAGGAUCUCCCGGUCUCGGCAGCUUAUGGUCCAGAAGCGGUUGAGCCCGAGCAACGAAGUCGGCAGCAUAGGAAGGAACCAAGUGAGCAACAAGGAAAUACCAGCAUACCAAUCAGCCCUGCUACCGAGUCCGAGGAUUCGGAAGACAUGGUCUCGCCAAUAAGCACACCAUCACCAUCGCCCAGGCAAAAAUCAAGUUUGCAGAGACCAGCAGAGCAAGACUCCGACGUAACUGUGAUCUCCCAUCAAGCCGAGGAGAGGACAGACAAAAAGGGCAAAAUGAAGGACACAGGCUCCAAAUCCUCGCCAAAAUCCCCGCAUCAUCGCACUAAAUCAGAGCAGCAGGAGGCGAUCAAAAAGGGGCUACACCCUCGUACGGCUAUAGACAGCAACGGAGAAGAGGAGCAGGAACACCAUGGCCCUAGAGCCCUAGCCGACAUAAAGAAAGACAUUGAAGAACUAAGCGAGAGGUGGCUGCGACUACUUCACGAAGCGCGCCUGUCAGGAGAGCUACUGAGGGGACAAACAUGGCUCAAUGGUACAUGGGCCGGGUAUUCCGAUUUUUCGGAUCAGAGGCACUCGAGAACAUCAACGGGGGGCCGUAGCUCAAGAUCCAGCAGCACCCCGCCCAUGGCGGUCUCUGAGUGUAGCACUACAAGGUCUUCUGACUAG